Lasiodiplodia theobromae is the source of this 894-nucleotide messenger RNA. Its product is annotated as Peroxin 11c. The transcript has a single exon. Gene Ontology annotation, cellular component: peroxisomal membrane. Bases 1 to 894 code for a protein of 297 amino acids. Gene Ontology annotation, biological process: peroxisome fission. Lineage: Eukaryota; Fungi; Ascomycota; Dothideomycetes; Botryosphaeriales; Botryosphaeriaceae. The record is from RefSeq and is a predicted model, not a curated record.
AUGAGCUCUUCAGAGGGCGGUCCGCCGUCCGCCCUGCGCCGCCAGCAGCUGCGCGCACUGCUCGCCAGCUCCUUGCGUUCGACCGACACCAACCUGCUGCGGCUGUCGAAGCUCCUAUCGUACCCUGCCGGCGUCGACAGCACCCUAUGCACCAUCAACUACACUCUCACAUUUGUGCGCACUGGCCUGCAGAAGCACCUGGAGGCCAAGCUGCGCGCGCUCGCGCUGGGCAUUGCCGAGAAGGCGUCGGACGCCCUCCUGCCUGGCGACACUCUGAUCGCCUCGCUCCCGCCCACGCCCGCAAUAGUGCGCCUCACGCGCACCACCGAUGCCACCAAGAAGCUCGAGGAGCUGAUCUCCGACUUCCGCAUCUUUGUCCGCAUGUGGGGCCUGCUCGACCUGUACAUCUGGGGCCGCGGCACCUACCUCUCCCCUCCUGAAGACAGCGUCGUCAGGGCCAUCACCUGGACUCAGGUCGUCGUGAAUGUGCUGUACCAAUUCCUGGAGAACGGCGCGUACCUUGCCAGCAAGGGCAUCCUGAACACGGACGGCUGGACGGGCGAAGCGGGCGCAAAGAGGCAGACGUGGUGGUGGUUGUGGAGCUCGCGCUUCUGGGCUGCACACGUCGGUCUUGAUCUGUUCAGGCUGGGCUACGUGUGGCACCAGGAAUCCAAGCAGGCCCGGGCCGAGGGUGAAGAGAAGGAAGAGAAGCUGGAGAGGAGGAAGAAGUACCAGCGGUGGUGGAGGGACCUCAUCAGCAACGCGGCCUAUGCGCCGCUGACGGUGCACUGGAGCCUGGAAGAGGGAUGUGUGAGCGACGGAUGGGUGGGCUUGUGCGGGAUGGUGGCCGGCGGGGUGGGACUCCGCGACAAGUGGCGCCAGACAGCGGCUUGA